GGCCAGAGUUCAUCGUUAUGGGCUUAACUCAUAUCUAAAGAACGGGUUGGAUGAGAGGAGGGACCAUGGCGGUCGGGGAGAGCCAGCUCCAGAGGAUUAUCCGAGAUCUGCAUGAUGCUGUUGCAGAGCUUGCAAAGGAGUACAAGGAAAAUGGGGAGCCAAUCACAGAUGACAGCACCAAUUUGCACAAAUUCUCCUACAAACUGGAGUAUCUGCUUCAGUUUGACCAAAAGGAGAAAACAACUUUUCUGGGCACCAAGAAGGACUACUGGGAUUACUUCAGCGAUUGCUUGGCUAAGAUCAAAGGAGCCAAUGAUGGCAUCCGUUUUGUGAAAUCCAUUUCUGAGCUGAAGACAUCUCUAGGAAAGGGACGAGCAUUUAUCCGCUACUCCCUCGUUCAUCAGCGAUUGGCUGACACCAUGCAGCAGUGCCUGAUGAACCAGAGAGUCACCAGCGACUGGUACUAUGCAAGAAGCCCCUUCUUGAAGCCUCUCCUCAGUGCUGACAUAAUCAAUCAUCUGUACGAGCUCAACGAGGUGCAGUUUGACGUGGCGUCCAGAGGUCAUGAUCUCGACGCCUCGUGGCCAACUUUUGCAAGGAGGACACUGGGAAGUGGAAAUUCACCAGGCCACAUGUGGAAACCACCAAGUCGUAGUUCCAGUAUUAAUAGCCUGGCUAGUUCCUACUCCCAGCAAGCGCCUGAGUGUGCCUCCAGCCCAGACUAUGGCCACAGUUUGUUGAAUGAUCUCAAUGAUUCGCUGCCGGCGUGCGUGGAAGACAGCAACACGGUUGAAGUCCUUCGCCUGGAGCUGGAUCAGUCAGAACUAAGGCAGAGAGAUCUCCUUGAUAAGGUCCGGCAGCUUGGCGAGGAGUCCGCUGAGAUGAAAGGAGUGAUUGAAGAGCUUCAGCGGCAGCUUGACGUGUCGCUCGCUGCUCAAGAAGGGCACCAGGGCAUGCAGGAAGAGCUCAGAGCCCUGCAGGGGAGAGAGGUUGCUCUUUCCAGGCAAGUGGAAGCACUCAGGGCUGAGGAACAAAACAGGGAAACUCGGCAUGCCUCGCUUCAGGAAAAGCUGGCAGCUGCUGAGCACAAGAACAUAGAGCUCAUGGCCAAGUUGGACGGGGUUCUGGAUGAGAAGGGACAGCAGGCUGCCAGCCAUUUUGAUUCAGCGCAGAAGAUUCACGAGUUGCUGGACAAACUAAAAGAGGCAGAGAAAGGAAAGAUCGAGGCUGUAGAUGAGAUGGUGGCGAACAGGAGACAGGUAGAAAGGCUGGAGGAGGAGGUAAGAGCCAAUGAGAUGAAGUCAAAGGAGAAUGAAACAAAACUCCAGGCACUGCUUACAGCUUUGUCAGAGGAGAAGGCCAAGUUGAAGGUAACAGUGGAGGAACAAUCCAGCACUCUAGAAAAGCUUCAGGGGGAGCUGGCAGUGAAAGAAAAGGAGGCAAGCAAUCUACAAAGAGAGCUGCAGGACCUCCAAAGGUCUCUGGAGAAGAAAGAGCAAGAGUUAGAGGAGGUGAAGGGGAGGGCAAAGCAAGAAAUAGAAGAGAUGCAGAAGAAUGUUGAUGACUUGAAAGGGUCUUUAGAGGUAAAAGUUGCUGAACUUACUGUGCAGCUUGCAAACAAAGAAGCAGAGCUAAGCUCCGGCAGUGAGACACUACAAAAGCUUGAAGCCAAGAACCAAAUCCUGACCACAGAAAAGGACAAACUGACCAUUAGCCUUGGUCAGCAUGAGGCCAAGGUCAAAGAACAGGCUGCUACGAUAGGAGACUACCAAGCAGAGUGCAGCAGUUUACAAGAACUAAAAGAGAAGCUGCAGGCCAAGGUGAGAAGAAACGAGGAGCAACAAAAUGAGAUGACCGAGCAAAGAGCGGCGCUCGAGGCUGAGCUGGCAGCUCUCAGAGCUUCUGAGAAACAGCUUAGAGGCCAGGUGGACGACGCCAAGAUGACAGUGGACGAGAAAGAGAAAGCGCUGCGCGAGGAGAACCGCAGUCUGGAUGAGAGUCUGCAGCGAGCCACGAUGGCUGCAAAACAAUCAGAAACGGCGUCCAAGCAGCUGGAGCAGGAGAACCAGACUCUGAGAGAGGAGCAAGAUGAAUUAAAAGCAACUCUUAGUCGCAUAGAGACGGACCUAAAGAAUGCUCACAUUCAGAUCGGCGAACUGGAGAAAAACUUGGAGGCUUCAAACACUAAAGAAGUCAGUCUUCAAGAACAGCUCAAUGCGAAAGAAGAGCAGAUGGAGAGUAAAGAGAAGGAAGUUGUUAAGUUGGUGUCAACGCUAAAGGAGUUGGAGGCUAAGGAGAAGGAAACGGAAAUUGCCAAAGCCAGUGCAGAGGCAGCUUGUGCUAAACAGGCUGAACUGAUUGAAAGGGUAACAUCCGAGAAACAGGCAAUGGAGACACUACAACUUCAGAGGAGCUCAGUCCAAGCAAAGGAGAACCAGGAAGUUUCGGCCAAACUAAAUGUGGUUGAAGGCCAGUUGGAGCUUAGCAGGCAAGAAGUCUCCAGGCUCCAGGCAGAGAUCCUGGACCUGAAGGUGCAGGUGCAGAGAUCUGAGGAGGAAAAGCUGAAGUCCCAAGCACAGUUGGAGAUUACAGAGGCCCAAAGAGACGAAGCUAGGGCUCUGACUGAGCAGCUAAAAUCCCAAACAGAGACAAUGAACCAGAAGCACAUAGCAGAGCUCCUGGAGUGUAAAAAGAAAGAAGAGGCGCUGGUUCAGCAGCGCGAUCGAGAGGUAGCUGCCCAUGCCGAGUUAGCCGCGUCGUCCGCUGCCGUCCAAGAAGAGCUGGCUGCCCUCAAAGCAGAAAACAACAAGCUGGGGCUGGAGAACACAGAGGUCCGCGAGAGUCUGCACAGAGCAAACACCGAGAUGGCAGAGCUGGGGAUGACCAUCUGCAAGCUGAACGCAGAAAGGGAAGAAGCCAGCGAGCACUUGGCUGUCGACGCUGCUAAGAUCGGGGAGUUGGAGAAGGAGGUGGAGCGAAUCGAGAAGUGCAUGAGCGACCUACGGCAGGAGAACAGCAGUUUACGAGAGGAGCUAACGCAGAAGGAAGCCCUGCCUGGAACCAUUACGGCGCUCCAGGAAGAGCUGGAAAAAGCCAAGAACCAAGUGCGCACCGUCAAGGAAUGCUGCCGAGAGGAAAUGGAUGCCGUCAAGUUCCAAAUGAGCUCCGAGACCAUGAGCCAUCAGGUUCAAAUAAAGGCUGUGACUGAGAGUUUGGAGAAGGUGGCAGGACAGCUGGAGGAGGAGCAGAAGAAGGUGUCCAGCUUGGAGGCAGAAGUGUCUGAACUUAAGGCUGCGAACGAGAAAUACUUGCAGCUCAUUGGUGAGAAAGACGCUUACAUCACGCAGGCGGAAGCCACCAUCCGUGAGAACGAAGGCGAAAUUCAGCAGCUCAGGAGCUCUGCGGCCAGUUUUGAAGAGGCACACUUGACCGCGCAAACCCUCUGUGAGGAGUUGAAGCAGAAACUGGAGGCAACAGAGGCGGCGAAACAAAGUCAGUGUCUGACGAUGACCGCAGAGAUCGACGACCUCAACAGCACCAAGACCAACCUGGAAGAGAGGCUCAUUGAGCUUAUAAAGGACAAAGAUGCUCUGUGGCAGAAGUCCGACGCGCUGGAGUUUGAGCAGAAACUGCGAGCGGAGGAGCGCUGGUGGUUGGUGGACAAGGAGGCCACGCACUGCCUUGGCUGCAACGGCCAGUUCACCUGGUUUCUGCGCAGACAUCACUGCAGACUUUGCGGCCGCAUCUUCUGCUACUACUGCAGCAACAACUUUGUCACGACGAAGCACAGCGAGAAGAAGGAGCGCUGCUGCAGCGACUGCUACACGCAGCACAGUGCAGUGGUGGAGAGGUUCACGGAGGCAGAGCUGAGUCCUACAGACGUGCCGCCCCCCCCAGCUGGAGCUGGGCCUCAGCCGCCUCCUGAGCCAGCGCCGUACAAGCCCACUCCCAGGGUUACAGUGUCAGACCCCAACAACAAAUCUGAGGAUGGAGGUUAUGACAUCAUCACAGAGGAGGAGGUGAACGGCGUCUACGACAGCGAUAACAACUCUCAGACCACAGGAGGCUCACUGGAGGGAGAACAAGACCGCCAGCUUCCAGGGACACGCGAAAUGGGCCCUGGAGAUAUGACCCCCGAUGAAGACAGCGUCCCUACGGUUCAGGAUUUAGAGAUUACCCUUCUCAGAUCAGGAGAAGUCUCAGUCGCUGUCCCUCUCAGCAUUGCUGAUAUUUCCCAGUUUGGUGAUGGCUCCAGGGAGCUCUUCAUCAAGUCCAGCUGCUACAGCACCAUUAAUGUAUCUGUGGCAGACUGUGGGACAACUAUCGGCUGGAUGUUCUCCUCGGAGCCCAAGAGCAUCUCCUUCAGUGUGGUUUUCCGGGAAUCCAGCGACAGCGAGGUGGAACACUCAAAGGUUCUGAUUCCUUUGACGCGCUGCAAUUCCCAUAAAGAGACAAUUCAGGGACAACUGAAAGCGCGGCACCCUGGCCUCUACACACUCAUCUUUGACAACUCUUUCUCCAG
Messenger RNA from Fundulus heteroclitus (mummichog), 4522 nucleotides. Its product is annotated as FYVE and coiled-coil domain-containing protein 1-like. Lineage: Eukaryota; Metazoa; Chordata; Actinopteri; Cyprinodontiformes; Fundulidae. Gene Ontology annotation, biological process: positive regulation of autophagosome maturation; plus-end-directed vesicle transport along microtubule. The record is from RefSeq and is a predicted model, not a curated record. Gene Ontology annotation, molecular function: metal ion binding. Gene Ontology annotation, cellular component: lysosome; autophagosome; late endosome.